AUGUGCGAAAACAAAGAUAAAUCGCCCACAGUCCAAGAUGCCCUUGUAGACGCACUGGGGAUGCAAUGCAGCGAGCGCUCAGAAAACUGCUUAACCGCGGCCAUUCGACAUAAGUUACCAGUGGAUAUCAUUUUAAAUCUAAUCGAGAAAACGACGGAAAAUGCGCUGAAAGCGCAAGACUCAAAAGGAUUCACUCCUCUCCAUUAUGCGGUUGAAUACGAGCGUUGCACGCAUUCCCAGUUUGAGAUUAUUCGUAGGCUGAUUGAGUGUGGCGAUUCUGCUUUGGAUAAGCUAGGAAACAAGCCCGACUAUUUCUCAGUAUAUGGAUAUCAUGAAAGUACCCGGGAAAAAUACAUUUCUUCCAAAAAGAGCGGGAAAAUUACUGGUGAGCGACUAGCAGAAUGGACGCCGCCAACGAAAGAGACGGUUCUGCCGCAGCCGAAAAUUCCCAAGGAAUAUGAUGGCCCAAAACAAAUGGCUCCGUUGCCAAACGAGAGAAGGACCAGAGAAGAUCUUGCCUUCAAAUGGCGUGGCACAAAUUUAACUACCGAAACAAAUGGAAAACCAAUUCAGAUGCAAAACACACCGUUACAAACAAACCAGGUCCCGAAUGUAACUGUAUCAGCUGACUUGAAAGUUUCAUCGACUAUGCCUGCGCAUAUCUCGAAUACUGAGGUGUCCAGAGAGAGCUCCAAGAUGAGGUCUGGGAAGGUGGAAGAGCAAGCCGUCACAGAAGAAAGUGCUGAAAAGAUUCGGGAGAUGUUGCACUUACACUACUUGCGAACGAGGAGUCCGGAAACUGCAGCCAGUCGUCUCUAUGGAAAAAGUACAAAAGCAAGACACAUUUGCUUCGAUUAUCUAGGGGCUCCAUUGAAAAUUGACCCCGAAGAGUUCAUUGAGAGUUUUGAGCAUGUAAAGCUGGAUACGGUAUUACAAUAUGUUGCUUUUCCAAAUGUUCGAGUACAUCCGGCACCAGACUAUCCGUAUGCUUUGGAUAAAUCUACUGGGGAUGGCAAUGGACGCUGUGAUAUGAUGUUUUUUUUUCAAUGGUUGAAAGAUAAAGGAGUAAAACGUAUCCUAAAGGUCAUUGUCGACGACUCUAACACACCCGCCCAUAGCGACGAAGCGAUCGAAAAGGCUCUUCAAGGAUAUGAUGUCGAAAUUUUGGAUUGGCGCAAGGUUGACCUUUGCCCAGAGACAAUAUGGACAUCGAGUAAGAAAUUAAGGGAGGUUCAUCUCCAAUGGAGUGGAAACAACGCUGUGCUUAGAGGCUGGAGCGAGCCAGAAGGACUGAGAAGGUUGGAGGAUUUGACAAAGGUUCAUCUUCAUGUCAAACAGGAUCUGGAAAGCCACAGUCGCAUGCAAAAGAAGAUUGAUAGCUUCUGCGAUCGACUUAAUAGUAGCACAUCGAGUGCUGAACAGCAGAGAACUUUUUCAUUACCUGUUGAACAGCCAGUGCCACACUCUAUUCAGCCUAGGAUCAUCCAGGUAAAGCGUAGUGAUGAAGAUGGCCAAAAUAGACGACUACUCACCAUGAGUUUCGCAGCCUCCGAGAUGAAGCAAGAACACGUCCUACAACCUCAUAGAUGGCUCAAUUGUAUGGAUGAAUUCAAAGAUGUGUUCCAAAACGUCUGGUCCUGGACGGUGAAACAAAAACUUCAGCAACAGGAAGCUCUCAAGCAGCCCGUAGAAAUCGCACUAAUAGAUGACGGUGUAGACGUUCUUCAGUCUCGACUUCGCGGCAAAAUAUCUGACGGCAAAAGCUUCGAUUAUGGAGACAAGGAUGCUAACCGCAUACGGUCGCAUUGGAUCUCGGAAAGAGGUCAUGGCACUGUGAUGGCUAAGAACAUCGUCCGCAUAUGCCCAAUGGCCAAGAUCUAUGUGAUCAAGCUUGAAACACAUUUCGACCACAAAGAGCAGAAGGCCAGAAUCGGGGCAAGAAGUGCUGCAGAGGCAAUCGAUGCGGCAGUAGAUCGUAAAGUGCAAAUAAUUUCAAUGUCAUGGACAAUCAAGCAACCCGAUAGCAAUAGCGAGGAGAAAGAAAAAUUUGACUCGGCAGUGCGCCGUGCUGUCAAAGCAGGGAUUCUUCUGUUCUGUUCUGCAGCCGACAAAGGAUUGCAUCAAGACAACGAUUAUCCCGCCGCCUCUAAUCCCACCAAAAUGUUUAAGAUAGGCGCUGCAAAACCCAACGGCAAUGUUUGGGACUGGGUGCCGAACAUAAGACACUUGGACUUUAUUAUCCCCGGCUACGAAGUCGCAGAAAAUGCUUCGCUCGAUGAUGACUCCAGCCAGAACUUUCAGCCACAGACCGGGUCCUCCGUUGCAACUGCUCUAGGUGCUGGCCUUGCUGCUCUUGUAAUUUGCUGCGUGCAACUAGCUUCAAUACAUACGCAAAUGUCUCGGCAAAAGGGUCAUCCAGAUGCACCAAGCUCUUUGACCCUUGAUGAUCUUCGACAUGUCAAAAACCAUGAGAAUAUGAAAGCUGCCCUUAGAAUCAUUGGCACUAGCCCAGAUAGCGACAAUAAGUUUAUUGAGGUAUGGAGACUGUUUGACAAGGCAGCUAAAGAUAUGGCUGGAAAGGACAAAGAGCAACAGUUAGGGGUGAUAGUGGCAUUGGCUUAUAAGUUCAGGACUUAUUGAUAAUUUCAUUGGGCGCUGUAAACGGAACCCACAUGUUUCUCCAUUACAUCGUAUUCUCCCUCUAAGUGGUCAGAAAUUUCCUUAAUGUUACCUAUGUAAGAGUUCCGCACUUAGGAGUUCAAUAUGUUCAUAUUUAGUUGGUUUUCUAGUGAC
Molecule: messenger RNA, 2793 nt
Organism: Botrytis deweyae
Lineage: Eukaryota; Fungi; Ascomycota; Leotiomycetes; Helotiales; Sclerotiniaceae
Exons: 4
Coding region: 1-2640 (879 amino acids)
Biological process (GO): proteolysis
Molecular function (GO): serine-type endopeptidase activity
Source: RefSeq, a predicted model, not a curated record